CGAGUGUGGAAGGGACCCCCAUAGCCACGCCAAGUAUAUAAUAACAAUGGUUUUUGACCUCGAGCAUUGACAGUGACCUUGUCUUUGGUUGUAGAGAGGAAGCGAAAAUGAAACUACAUGAAAAGGCUUGAGACUUUUGGGAUGUUAAUAUAUUAAAGUAAAAAGGGCCUUCACUUGGGGGGUGGAAAAAAGUGAGGGGUUAUUUAAUUAUCAUCAAGUUUCAGCAUUUAACAAUAUAAAAGCACAAGAGUAUGGGAUGAGUGCGGAGUAAGUAAUCGAUAUAAAUAUCACAUUAGAAAGAGAUACAGCCUUUACUCGAUGAUGCAUAGCUUCUAUGUUGUUCGAAAUUUUUUUAAAUUUUUUUAUUUUAAGGAUAAGUCGGAGGAAUUUGAAUGAACGCUUUGAUUAGUAAAAAAAAAAAAAUUAUGGAGCAUUGGAGGGUGUGUUCUGAAGUCAAAUGUGGAAGACACGAGCCGAAAAGAUGCAUACGUUAGAAGACGGUUGACCUUUGAUACGAAGCUUAACGUGACCAAGUCACUGUUUAAAACAUUGCGAUAAGCGCCACCUUGUUUUUUUUUUUUUUUUUUUUUCUUCGUCGUGUGUCUAUACGCGUCAAUCGUAUACAAAUAGGUUCAAUGUAGCCGAUAAAUAGCGGCAGUGCUGUGAUUUUCCCACAACUACGAGGUCGAGCACAAAAAAUGUUACUUUAAAACCAUCCAUAAAACGGAAAGUAUGACCACACCAGAAUUUCCAAAGCGAUCGCAAAGCGCUUGAAUAAUAACAUUGCACAAUGGAAGAGUGUCCUCUUUGUGGACAAUCCGUCCUUCAACCAAACACAAGACUGAUAAGGGACUCAUGUGGCCAUGUGAAAUGUCGCAUGUGCCUUCUAAAGGAGGACAAUGGAUGCAGCAUUUGCCAAAGUCGGCUAUCGGAUAGCUUGCAAUGUAUUCACGCAUCAAAUAAUUUACUGCCGGUCGAAUCAAUCGAUAAUAUCAAUCAUUCCGCACAAAAAAUAAUACUUAUCAACGACUUCCGUCACAAUACACACAGCGAAGAAGAAACACUGACUAUAACUGAAAUUACUGGUGAAAAUCUAGAGACACACGAAAAUGAAAAUUAUCACGCUGUUGCUGCAAUCGAGCUCAAUAAUACAAUUACCGAAAAUCGUAACUAUCCAUCAGUUGUGACGGAUGAAGAUCGUGAUAGCACGGAAAAUGAAGGAGAAGACGCUGAUAACCAUAAUUGUAAUCAAAUUGUUAGGUCUCCUAGUCACCCAAGCAGCUGUAGAAGCCCGGAAUUCAGUAUUCUUGAUUAUUUGAUAUUCAACAAUCCGUACAGUCAGUACAAAAGUUGUCCAAGUCCAGAAUUCAGAUUGAGUGAUUACAUAGUGAUAAAAUCCCCAAAUAGGUUUUCAGACGUCGAUCAACCAGAUAAAAGCCCGCACCAGUAUUUCAACAACAAAAGUCCACAUUUUUUUCGAUCCGAUUGUUUAAUAAUAUCAAAAAAGUCACCCACGCACAAGCCUUUUGCAAUUGAAGAAUGCCAAUUCGAAACCAUAUGUUAUGUACUGAACAACAAUGGGGAACUGACUGAAUUGAGUAAUUACAUUGUCUCAGAGUUUACAGAUGCAUCAACAACAAACAAACAACUUAUGAUCGAUUACGUUGAACCGACAAAUUCGAUUCCAGAAGGUAGUUGCGAAUCGAACCCUGCGAUAAUCGUGAUAGAAAGUAAUCAUGAAAAAUCAACGUGUAUUUUACAAGAAGUACACGAAGAUAAAGAAAAUAAUGACGAAUCUAAUAAAAGAGUUGAUCCAACCAAAUAUUUUAAUAGUAACAAAAGUAUUGAUAAUUUAACGAAAGCUUCUUGCACAAUGAAAAACCUAUUCCAAGUUCCCACUCAAAAAACAAAUUGUAGGGUAAGCAACAGCGUUAAUAGACAGAAAAAACCACGGAAAAGAAAAAUCAUAGAUGGACCGAUGAAGAGAAAAAUGUCUAAAUGCAAAAAACGCUCAAGUGAGCGAAAAAAAUUUAAGAACUUUCGAGGGAAAGUCGAUCACUGCCGGCUCGAAGUAGUGCCUUUUAAAUGUACUUUUGAAGGCUGCGGUCGGAUUUUUACCAAACGCACGCACUUUGAGUACCACGAAAAGGUUCACAGUGGUGAAAAGCCUUACGAGUGUGACGUGUGCAAAAAGCGAUUUAUUCAGAAAAAUAAGCUGCUUCGACACCUCACUUGCGUUCACGACCGUAACGAAGUUGAAUGCCAUGACUGCGGCAAGAAGUUCAAUUCCAAGGAUUACUUGAAGCUUCACGUACUUAUUCACCAAGAAAGGAUUCUAAAAUGUAGUUUUUGUACAAAAACUUUUACACUCGACUGCAAUAGAAAACGCCACGAACUUUUCCAUUCUCCCAAUAGACCGCACAAAUGCGACGUUUGUCCGGCAAAUUUUGUAACGAAAUAUCUGUUAAAGCGGCACAAAAAAAUACACGAAAAUAACAGGCCUUUUCCUUGCGAGCACUGCCACCAAGUAUUUUUAAGCAAAUCCGAGGUUCAACGUCACGCCACUUGUCAUUUUGACGAAAAACUGUAUUCCUGUAGAAAAUGCGACAAAAAUUUCGGUCGAAAGGAUAACUUGAAGCGGCACAUUAAGCAUCAGCAUCCGGAAAAUGAGUUUGACAAAUUAGUUGUUAUUAAAAAAAGUUCCUUGGAAAACGGCGACUCGGGGCCGGAUCAAGUAGUCAAGAAAUUGGCAGCUCCAAGAUUAAGGUUCAUGCCAAAAAUCAUCACGAAACGGAAUCCAAUUUUAAGUUCCCAAAGUUCACCAAUAGUGUCUUUGAGACAACCGUCAGAAAAGUUGGGGCAAAAAGAUACGGACAUGAAAGGAACUAGUAUCCCCCUUGAAAACAGUGGUAUGGAAAAUUCUUGUGACGAAAAAAAUUUAACAAAUAAAAACAAGAGAACCAAGACUGAAUGUAAAAAUAAAACGGCCUACGAAACAGAAGCAACGAAACAUAAUCAUUACACGCAUUGGAGACGCAGAAUUACAGAAUCCUUAAAAUCACAAGAUCGUCAGGAAUGAGUAAUUUGAAGCUGAGAGCAUAUUUUUAUUUUUUAGGCAUUUAAAUUGCAAAUCAAAAAUUUAAUAGCACUAUAAACUUUUUUGAA
Molecule: messenger RNA, 3165 nt
Organism: Copidosoma floridanum
Lineage: Eukaryota; Metazoa; Arthropoda; Insecta; Hymenoptera; Encyrtidae
Biological process (GO): regulation of transcription by RNA polymerase II
Molecular function (GO): RNA polymerase II cis-regulatory region sequence-specific DNA binding; DNA-binding transcription factor activity, RNA polymerase II-specific
Source: RefSeq, a predicted model, not a curated record